Molecule: messenger RNA, 3036 nt
Organism: Meriones unguiculatus (Mongolian gerbil)
Lineage: Eukaryota; Metazoa; Chordata; Mammalia; Rodentia; Muridae
Product: activity-dependent neuroprotector homeobox protein 2-like
Exons: 5
Coding region: 1-3036 (1011 amino acids)
Biological process (GO): regulation of gene expression
Cellular component (GO): nucleus
Molecular function (GO): DNA binding
Source: RefSeq, a predicted model, not a curated record
AUGCGGCCCUUCCCAGACCCUCACCAGACUAGGUUCGGAGGUCAGGUUGAAACAGAGACUCCAUCGUCAACUGUUUGUGCUGUUAAGGAAGAGGAGAAAAAGAAAGUGCUCACUUCUGCAGAAGCAGACCUCCUCCUUUUUGACCUUCCGCCCCCUUAUCCGCCAGCCAUGGCCCCUACCCCUGCCAGUUUCCUGGCCGGUUCUCCUGCCAGACCUCCGACCAUUUCCCCUGUCAGUCUCCCUGAGGCUGUCAGUUCUCCCUCAGGACCUGGGCGGGGGCUAGCAUGCAACUUUCCUAGUCCCCUCCCAGGUCCCUCAGCGCUGCUGCUACAGACACCAUGGGCAAUGCAGACACCGCCAGAGGUCCCGCUGCACUCACCAACUGACCCUGCUCAGAAUGAACAGGGCCCAGCAGCUGGAACACAAAGCCGCAGAGCAACUCAGUUGGACUCAGUGGCUCUCCCAUUCCCUGCCAGCCAAGACAUUUUCCCUUUUGAAUGGAAAGAUCCCGAAUCCGGGGUCUCGGGCCAACUAACAUGGAUUCGACUUCCCCAAGGAUUUAAGAAUUCUCCUACCAUAUUUGAUGCACUGAGACCUGGCACACUUAUACUCAGGGCCACAAAUACGCAGGUAACUCUUCUCCAGUAUGUGGAUGACAUCUUACUGGCUGCAGAUUGUCAGAAAAUCAGUCUCAAAGCCACCGGCCAACUGUUACAAGAAUUGGGCGAACUCGGCUAUAGAGCAUCAGCAAAGAAGGCCCAGAUAUGCCAGAAACAGCAGCCAUUUGGGCCUGUGAAUAAGUCUGUUGGAGUGAGCAAUCACUCAGUGAGUCAAGCCAUCCAGCCUGGGAUUUUACUACCCACACAACCCAUGGGGUCUACAAGUCAAAAAGCAGGACCUGCAGUCAGUUCAGUGGGGCCUGGUACUCCCACUUCUGGCUAUUCAAACAACCUUGGGGUUCUCCAGAACACACCACCAGGAACAAUUUCUGUGGGUGAGCUGGUCUCAUUGGCAGGCCUUCCUGAGGGUCAGAUGACCUCUGCUUCUUUGAUUCCUGCACAGAGUACAGCUUCUGGGGUUCUCCCCACUGGUCAAGCAGUCCAGGCCACAGUUCCCCAUAUAGGUCAGACAGUCUCCUCACAGGUUAUUACCUCUUGUCAGACAAUGUCUGAUAGGGUUUUCCCUACAGGUCAAAUGGUAUCAUCUGGGUUGCUAUCUCCCCAAAUUGUGGUGGUCUCAGAUGUCCUUGUGAACCAGGGUGUGAGCACUGGUAUUCCUCUGCUUGGUCAGCCUGUUAACUCAGGUCCAUCUGUUGGCCCCGGUAUGCUUCAGCUCAGUCAGUCUGUUGGCAGCAGAAUCCUGCCAGACAGCCAGUUAGUAAGAGCUGACACUUCACAUAACACCCUGUUCCUCAAGUCAGGCUCUGUUUUCAGGAAGCUGCUUCCAACAGGCUCACAGGUCAAGGGGAAGCCCCUUUACACUCUGGACCCCAUGCCUGUCACUCUGCCUAUUCCUCAGGGAGCUAUUGUCUUGACUAUUUCAUCCCAGGUGUCCACGCAAUUCCUACCCCCCAGUGUGGGUAUGCCAAUUUACAGUGCUCCAGCCCACUUGUCUUCCUCCCCGGGGCAGGUAAGCAAUGCAGACCAGAACAUAUUUGUUCAGGUCUCCUCACCUAAGGUGGAUAUGAAUCUGGUUGCCACCCAGGUCAAGCAGUGGAAAAUCUGCCCAGUUUGCAAGGUGUACUUCCCAUCCAGUGUCUACCAGGCUCACACAGAAGGGGCUCACAGACAAAGUGAGUUCAACUCCAGUGAGAAACUUGAACCAGUAAAGCUGGCCAUGUGUGCACCGUUUCUGAAGUGGACAAGAGAGAGGCCCAUGCAUUGCCUCUCCUGCAAAUGCCUAGUCUCAGAGGAGGAGCUAAUGUACCACUUACUCACACAUGGCUUGGGGUGCCUGUUUUGCCCAUUUACUUUCCACAGCAUUCAGGGUCUCUUGGAGCACAGCAAAAUUAAACACCUGGGGAGGAAGAAGCUGUUGUUGGAUUAUCUUAACAGGGGCUUCCAGUUGAGCCUAGAUGUUGACGGCAACCUGUUGUUCCUCCACCUUGCUUUCAUCAUCACUCUGCCAAGAGAGGAGAUUGGAGAACAGGAGGUCCACCUGGCUAUCCUCUCAGGCACAUAUUCCACAUCACUGGUGCCCUUGUAUGUUAAGAUGUGGUCUCACGUUAAUGUUGUAACUCAGCUCAGAAAAGGAGAGCUGACCUGCCCCCUCUGUUUGACAACAUUUAUGUUAGCCAAUGCCUACAUGUUACACUUGAAGGAAGGACACCAUAUUAUUCCCAUCGCCUGUACAGUCCUCAGUUCGCCCACCUUUAGGUGUGUCCACUGUGGUGGGAUCUACCCUGGAAGCUUGACUGUGGAGACUAUCACUCUUCAUUUGUUGCAUUGUGCACAUGCACCCAAAGACAGCUCAGACCUGCAAGUUCGGUCCAGUUUUGUGGAGAACAGUGAACUGCAGUUUUCCAGUGAGGAAAACGUUACUGAUUUUACCUGUCCCUUCAAAAGAAAAUGGCCAGAUGGCCAUCAGGGUCCAGAAGACCAGAAGAGGGAUGGGAAAGGUCCCUUGUGUGUACUGGGUAAUGAAGCAUCAGGUCCAGAAGAAGGGACUAGUGCUGUGACUUUGAAGAGACAAAGGAAUGAAAGAGCAACUAAGGAACUUGAGGCCAGUAAUGAUUUACUCCAGGUCCUAGCAUUAGAUCCUACCAAAUGCAAAGACUACUCCUCUGAGGAAAAAAAGCAGUUUCUUAGAGAUUAUUUCCAAAAGAAACCAUAUCCUAGCAGAAAAGAAGUUGAAUUGUUAUCUUUAUUCUUGAAGAUGGAAAAAGUUAUUGUGGCUUUGUUUUUUGUAACAAGAAGAUAUAUUUGCUUGAAGACAAUGGAAGACCAUAGAUCCUCAAUACUUCUAGGUUUUGAUAUGUCUGAAGUUAAAAAUGUUAAACACAGACUGAACUUUGAGUAUGAACCGAAAAAGUCCUAA